AUGGAGAGAAGAGUCAUCUACUGGCUGGUCCUCCUCUUCUCAGGGAUGGUGGCCUCUAAGCCCAGCUCCCCGUGCCGCCUUCAGAGUAGGAUAAGCCAACUUGUAGAAACUGUUGAACAGCUGAAAAGCUGUGUGAACGACACGGAUCCUGCCCUUGUGCCUACCCCCGAAAAUAACGAGGAACACUGUGAGGAGUCUGCUUUUAAAUGUUUCCAAGAGGCCCAGCUAAAACCUUCCAAUCAUCAAGAAAAGAAAAUGAGAUUUGAUACUUUAAUUAAACAGCUCCGAAGGAGACUGCCUUGGAGAGAAGCCAACAAGACCAAGCCAAAAUGCCGUCCAUGUGACUCCUUUGAGGGAAAAUCACCCCAAGAAUUCCUUAUCAGCCUGAGGUCGUUUCUCCAAAAGUUGAGGUAUGAGGUGAUGGAAGCCCAAACUGAGAAGGUACGGCAGGAGAUAUAUGGUGGAAGCAAGACAGAUAUGACUUGCUCUGAAGUCAGUGCCUGGCAGCUCAUGCUUCCUGAACUCAACUGA
This is a messenger RNA of Gracilinanus agilis (Agile Gracile Mouse Opossum), 531 nucleotides long. It is a transcript of the gene IL21, whose product is annotated as interleukin 21. NCBI's taxonomy places the organism in Eukaryota, Metazoa, Chordata, Mammalia, Didelphimorphia, Didelphidae. The coding region runs from base 1 to 531 and encodes 176 amino acids. Gene Ontology annotation, biological process: positive regulation of natural killer cell mediated cytotoxicity; immune response. Gene Ontology annotation, molecular function: cytokine receptor binding. Gene Ontology annotation, cellular component: extracellular region. The record is from RefSeq and is a predicted model, not a curated record. The transcript is spliced from 7 exons.